Labeo rohita (rohu) is the source of this 3009-nucleotide messenger RNA. It is a transcript of the gene lhcgr, whose product is annotated as luteinizing hormone/choriogonadotropin receptor. Gene Ontology annotation, molecular function: protein binding; luteinizing hormone receptor activity; thyroid-stimulating hormone receptor activity. The transcript is spliced from 11 exons. Bases 247 to 2397 code for a protein of 716 amino acids. Gene Ontology annotation, biological process: luteinizing hormone signaling pathway; male gonad development; phospholipase C-activating G protein-coupled receptor signaling pathway. Lineage: Eukaryota; Metazoa; Chordata; Actinopteri; Cypriniformes; Cyprinidae. Gene Ontology annotation, cellular component: membrane. The record is from RefSeq and is a predicted model, not a curated record.
GAUGCGCAGACAAACAGUUUAUCUGUGAGCUCUUCUUCCAGACCCGAUCCCGUGAAAGGACUGUGAACAAGUAGCUACUGCUCUGUCAGACAAGAAACUCUAAAUCAAUCGCCUAACAGACUCAUAAAAAUGUAACCAACUCGAGGAUUCAGCCAAGCGCGUUUAUUUUUACCGUCAGUCUCCAGCGAUCUCCAGUCAGAAACGUACAUUUUACCCGUUUAAAGCAGGCGAAAACACUACGAAACAAUGUGGAGAUCUUUCCUGCUUCUCGUUUCUCCUCUGCUGAUGUCUUUCUGCGGCGGUGUGUGUUUCGUGUGUCCGGAGAUCUGCCGCUGUUCUCAGAAGAGCAUCACCUGUAACAGCGCGACGGAAAACCUGAAGAGCAGAACUCACAGCAGACUAGUUUUGAACUACAUCUCAGUGAGAACCAUCAGCACUCACAGUUUCGACAGCCUGAAAGGAGUAAAAAGAAUAGAAAUCGCCCAAAGCACAUCAGUGGAAACCAUAGAGACGGAAGCAUUCAACAACCUUCUGAAUGUCUCAGAGAUCUCAAUCCAGAACACACGGAGCCUCGUUCACAUCCACAAGCGGGCGUUCAACCAUCUUCCCAAGUUGAGAUAUCUGAGCAUUUCCAACACCGGCAUAAGUGUAUUCCCUGACCUCACCUCCAUCUUCUCCCUGGAGUCCGAUUUCAUUCUGUAUAUUUGUGAUAAUCUCAAUCUGCGAUCAGUCCCACCGAACGCUUUCGUCGGAAUGACAAGUGAAUACACUACAAUGAAUCUCUUUAACAAUGGAUUUCAAGACAUAGAAAGCCAUGCCUUCAAUGGAACUAAAUUAGACAAACUGGUGUUAAAGAACAACAAAGAUCUGCGUGUGAUCAAUGAAGACGCUUUCAAAGGAGCUUUUGGCCCCACUGUGCUGGAUGUGUCAUCAACAGCACUUGAGACGCUGCCCUCUCAUGGUCUGGAGUCUGUGCUGAUGCUGGUGGCUCGUUCAGCGUUCGCUCUGAAGAGACUUCCUCCACUGAAGGGACUGAAGAGCCUGAGAGAGGCACAGCUCACGUAUCCCAGCCACUGCUGCGCUCUGCUCAGCUGGGACUCCAACAGGGAGGGAUCUGUUAUCAGUGCAUUAGGAAACGGAUCAUCAUACUGUGGUGACAACAAUUCACCAGCUAAUCCAUCUGAUGUCUCCUCUGAUGAUUCUCAAACACUUGAUGGUCCUCUUGCAUCUGAUAUCGUUGGAUCCACAUCAGUCGAGGAUACUUUUGGCACCAUGGAUUUCUAUUACCCAGAGCUGGACCUUUGUCAGCGCCGACCGGCUCUCCAGUGCAGCCCUGAGGCUGACGCUUUCAACCCCUGCGAGGACAUCGCCGGUUUCGGCUUCUUGCGUGUGGCCAUUUGGUUCAUCAACGUCCUGGCCAUCGCCGGCAACCUGACGGUGCUGCUUGUGUUAUUUACCAGCCGCUGCAAACUGACCGUCCCCAGAUUCCUCAUGUGCCACCUGGCCUUCGCCGACCUGUGCAUCGGCGUGUAUCUGCUAAUGAUCGCCACCGUGGAUCUCAGGACACGAGGGCAUUACAGUCAACACGCUAUAGAGUGGCAAACCGGAGUUGGAUGCGGGAUCGCCGGGUUUCUGUCUGUUUUUGGUGGAGAACUCUCCGUCUAUACGCUGUCAACCAUUACCGUUGAGCGCUGGCACACGAUCACACACGCUCUCCGGCUGGAACGCCGUCUGGGAUUGAGCCACGCUUCUGCGAUAAUGGUCGCCGGAUGGCUGCUCUGUCUAGGAAUGGCUGCACUCCCGUUAAUGGGUGUCAGCAGCUACAACAAAGUCAGUAUGUGUUUGCCAAUGGACAUCGAGACCCCCUUAUCCCAAGCUUACGUAAUACUCCUCCUGCUGUUUAACGUCGGUGCUUUCCUGGUGAUUUGCGGCUGUUAUGUGUGUAUUUACACCGCCGUUCGCAACCCCGAGUUCCCUGGACGCGCCGCCGACACUAAGAUCGCCAAACGCAUGGCUGUGCUAAUCUUCACUGAUUUUCUGUGCAUGGCACCCAUUUCGUUUUUCGCCAUUUCUGCGGCCUUCAAAGUCCCGUUAAUCACGGUGACCAAUUCUAAGAUCCUCCUUGUGCUUUUCUACCCCAUCAACUCGUGUGCAAACCCCUUCCUCUAUGCUAUCUUCACCAGGGCCUUUAGAAAGGACGCAUGCAUCCUUUUGAGCUCCAUGGGCUGCUGUGAGAGCCAAGCCAAUUUGUACCGAAUGAAGACGUACUGCUCGGAGAACAUCCACCGAAGCAAAAGCAGCUCCGGCUCCAAUGCAAACACCAAAGCUCCUCGUGCUGUCGUGUGGAUGUCCAGUUUUCCCCAUCUCACACCUCGAACGCAGAUGCAGCGAGUCUAGGGAAACAAGACAUUCAGGCUCAUUUAAUGCCAUGAUUUUCCUGGUGUUCUGCCCUUGAGCUGUGCUCAAUCUUAUCUGGGAAGAUGAUAUGCUUUUCAGAGGACAAUGCAACUCAUUUUCACUCUUAUCUCUCAAUGCAUUGACUUGCUUGAGUCUUUUGAGAGAGAAUAUAGUGACCAAAAAGCUAUUGUUAGUGGGUAAAUGCAUCAAAAAUGUGACAGUUUCUACAAGAUCUUGCUUUUUUACAGUGAGAUGGGAAGCUUCAGUUAUUUUCAGAACUCUUUACAUGCUACAAAAGCAUUUUAGCCUUUUGUUUUCUGAAUUCAAGCUGAUUAUUGUUUUACAUAAUUGCUGUAAAAAGUUUGAUUUGUCAUUUUAAGGUCUUUUAAUGUUUUCUUAUUUAAGUUAUACAUUUAAGUUAUGUAACUUAACUAGUUGCUGUCACUUAUUGUUGAAUAUUAUAUUCCAGUCUAUUUGGAGCUGUUGUUUUAUACCAUGGAAUAGCGCCACUUUGUGGACAAAUCCAACUAUUGUUUUAAAAACAUAAAUGAAGGUCGUUUUUUGUUACCAUGUAGUAUUUGUAGUUUAAUAAAAUUCAAGCAAAAUGUUUGC